Messenger RNA from Haemonchus placei, 786 nucleotides. NCBI's taxonomy places the organism in Eukaryota, Metazoa, Nematoda, Chromadorea, Rhabditida, Trichostrongylidae. The record is from the annotation of a GenBank genome assembly.
UUGCCUCCUCUUGAUAUGAAGGUAGGAGACCGCGUCUAUUUGCGUGAUUUAGCGCCUAAAAAGGGUUUAUCGCCUGAGCUGUUACCCUUGGACCGGACAGUUCCGAGUGAUCGCUGUCAAUCACCCCCAUAUCACCAUUAUGAGCAUCACAUCUCCACAACCAAUGCCCAAGACCGUUCACAUGAACCAAGUCAAAAAAUGCUUUAUUCUAUUAGGACCAUUUUUCUGUUCACCUCUCCUUGGUUCCCGGAACCAGAAGUUAAUGCGCUAUCCCCAUUGGAGGCGCAGCUGACAUUUAUCCCCGGAUAUUCUCACACCGUGCCGCAUCAAACCCAAUUUGAUACUGCAUUACAGAAACCAGUAAUCACGCAUCCGUACAAUACACGUUUCAGGUGCCGUCUUUCUUCAUGCCCAAUGGAACCUCUCGAGGACCGCCAACCAUUUUUUUACAUCUACGUUCUUUUAUAUCCUCCCUCCUCUGAUUUUCUCUCAUUCUUUUACACCGUCGCAUCUAUCUAUUAUGAUCUUUUCCUCGUUCAUUGGGCACGGCCCUCGCCUGAAUACUUGCGUCGCCGGGUACUUAACACGAGUACUACCGUCUUCGUUACAGAAGGUGAAUUACUCUUCGAUUUCACGCUGGCUCCAGACUACGAAUUCGCUAUCGCACUUCCAGAGGCACGACGUCCGAUACGAAAGCAGACACGGCAACCUCCGCGAAGGUUCGCCCAAGGUCGUCCGCCGAACCCUCACGGCCGUCAGGUUUGCCCAUUGACGACUAAUCGCUAA